Messenger RNA from Phytophthora megakarya, 339 nucleotides. Lineage: Eukaryota; Oomycota; Peronosporomycetes; Peronosporales; Peronosporaceae. The record is from the annotation of a GenBank genome assembly.
AUGUCUUACAUUAUGGCCACGAAGACUUCCAAGGAGGUCAACAAGGCAUCACCAGGACCCAUAAGAGAAUUCUAUUGGCCUAGCAUGUACGCGGAUUUAGAACACUUUGUGAAGGAAUGUGUUGAUUGUGCGAGCGGAAAAAGAAAACCCCCAAACGCCGGAGCAUCGCCCGGGAAUAUCGAACCCCGACAACCUUUUGAAGUCGUGUCGAUGGACUUUGUGACGCACAUGCUAAGGUCCGAUCGAGGAAACACGUUUUUACUGCUGUUUCAAGAUAUGUUUUCGGGAUACGUAGUGUGCAAGCCGAUGAAUUCAACAACCGCUCAGGACGUCGCGUAA